GUUUGGAGCGGAUAGAGCGCGUCCGUUAGGGGCAGGUUAGGGGUUGCUUAGCUGCUACGCGCCUGCGCGCGUACUUCGCGCCACUCGGCUACGUCGCUUGCUAGCCAGUAGCCACACUAGCUAGCCAGAUGUUCAGAAAAGCUUUCUGUCGAUACUUUAACGCUCCUACAAUUAUUUAAGUAAAAUGUGCAUUUGGAGUAAUUUCAUGUUUUUAUUACGAAGUCAAAGGUCCAAAGAAUAGUUAAAACAAUGUGUACUUUGUGAACUGUGCGUCUAACUGAAAUUUAUCUGGCGUCUUAAUGUCCACGAGUUCGUUCGAGACUAACAAAGCGGCGGACAUUUUAUUUUGAGUAUUCGAUAAUGUAGCGUUGCGUCGAAAACAUUCAUGUCGUUUUAUGGUUAUAACUUAAGAUAUCGUUCGCUUACACCUUUCCGAUGCCGAGGGGGGUGAAGCGAGGGUCGGCGGAGGGUGAGGGCGAGGUGGUGGUACGCGUUGGGGCGUCUCCGUCGCAAACUACGCUUUUGGAUGACAGCCCAGGCCAGCCCAUCAGUUACCAUCUGCUUGAUCACGGCUAUGGCGCCACGCCACAACAUCAGAUCAGGAGGGAGGCACCUUCUGCACCACCAAAGACAUCUGAAGCGGUGAAAAGAAGACUGAAUUUGAGUGAGAGUAGUUCCGGUAGCCAAGGCCAUGUAGUACCUAUGAAGGCAGAUUUCAAAACGCCGAAGCAAAAACGAGUGAAAGUUCUCACACCGUACAGCCGACCGUCCAGUUCUAUGAAAAAGUACAGCGAAAGAUCAAGGUUCGACACAUCAUUAGGAUUACUUACAAAAAAAUUUGUUGCUUUGCUGAAGUCUUCCCCAAACGGUGUCCUCGACUUGAAUAUAGCCGCGGAGCACCUCUCGGUUCAAAAACGCCGCAUAUACGACAUCACGAAUGUUUUAGAGGGUAUAGGAAUUUUAGAGAAGCGAUCAAAAAAUAAUAUUCAAUGGAAGUGUGGGUCGGCAGCGUGCGGCGGCGAGCAGGCGCGCGCGCGGCGGCUGCGGCGCGAGGUGCGCGCGCUGGCGACGCGCGAGGCCCGGGUGUCGCGCGCCGUCGCCAGCGCCGAGCUCGCGCUCGGCCGCCUCUCCGCCGACCACGGUGCGCUCGCCUACAUCACCUACGCCGACUUACGCUCUAUUAAGGAUUUCCGCAACCAAACGGUUAUUCCUAUUAAGGCGCCGCCGGACACGAGAUUAAGCGUUCCUCAUCCUGACGAAAAGGGAUAUAUGAUACAUUUGAAGUCAUUAUCGGGCGAAAUUGAAGUGUAUCUAUGUCCCAAAGAACGUCCAUUAUCUCCACCCCCACCGCUGGGCCUGCUGCCGGCGGACCCGCUGCUGGAGGACAACAAGGCGCUGCUGGCGCCGCUCGUGGCGCAGAUGCAGCCCGCGCCGCCCGAGCCCUUCGCCGCCAACUUCACGACGCCUAUAAAGCGGGAGCCCGGCGUGGAGUGCUCGGGCGGCGCGGGCGGGUCGCGCGGCCUGGUGGUGUGCUCGCCGUGCGUCACCGACCCCACGCUGCCGCUGGCGGCGGCGGGCCGCGCGCGCUCCGCGCCUGCCGCGCCCGACGACAAGGCGCACACACCUCAAACCACGCCUGACAAUGGCACGGCGCGGGGUCGGCUACGCAACGCGUUAAUUGCCGACAGCGACGACUUUGCGCCGAUCAUGGGCGGCGGCCGCUUCCAGAUGCAAACAGAAGACCAAGAUACCGAGUCAGAGCCGCUGGAGCUGGAGCCGUUCCUGGCGCUGGAGCCUCCCAUGUCCGCCACCGACUACGGGUUCUGCCUCGACCACGACGAGGGGCUGGCGGAGCUCUUCGACUUCGAUCUCAAGCUGCCCGAGUGACCCUCGCCGGCACCGGCACCGGCUCCUAACAAACUCUCACCUAGACACUUGUAGCGAACGAUCGAUUAGUGAAAACGGCUCAAUCUAGCUGGUUUGGUUUUUAUUAUUUUCGUUUCGAUAUAGCCUACGCGAGAAUCGACGAACGCGGCUUCGCUUUACGGUCGAGCCUGUUUUACACUGCGCACUUCCAAUGGGCCGCUACUUAGUACUACACAAUCGUAGUUCGGAAUUGGACAUAAAUUGAUUUUAUAUUAAAUAAGUUUACAUAAAAAUAUGAUUGAAUGAAUUGUAAUAUUUUCGUUAAAAUGGUUAUUAGGCAUUAGUAUUGAUUUAUGUUUUUGUUUGUAGUAAAGUAUACCGUUACUCGUACAGACGUGUCGAGCUAUCAUGCCGCUUGUUCCUGGAGACGAAUGUGCCGUCGACUGUAUUUGAUUGUACUCCUUGUAGACGACGUUAUCCGUUCUCAAUUUGUUGUGCCUCUCCUUCACUAAAGUAUAACUAUAAUUUGGAAAUCAGGCCCAAGUGAGUACUUUGCGAGGAAAAUUAGAAAGUAUGCCUCAAUAUAGCUGUGUUUUUGUUUAAUUACUUUGUUAUCAGAUGUGGUAACGCGUUUUGUUCUAAAUGUUUUGAUCAUGUACAGGAUUUUGUCGUUAGAAAUUAAUAACCAAAUUCUACUUUCCUAUAGUUAUAGGAAAAGAAAGAUAAGUAUAGGUAUAUCUACUUAUGUUCAUUUUAAUCUAUAAUGUAUAUUUUAUUAUCUACUCCACAUUCAGGAUUAUGCACUACAUCAGUAGUUCAUUGGACACAAUAACAUGAUAAGGUAAACGUACUAGUGCUCGACAUGCUAAUGCCCAAUAGAUGACACCUUGUUGUCACCUCUAUUCACAAUGACUUAUGUUUCAAGAUGACAUGUACUGGGACCGCGUCGAGCACCAGUACGUUUACCUUUAAUAACGGUUAAUAACGUCACCUGAGUUUUUAUAAAACGGCUAUGUUCAGGAGAUUUGUUGUGGCGCGAGUGGUUGGUAACAUGUAAACUGGUUUAAGAAAAUGUUUCUUCGUUCAAUCACAAUACCUUAGUGAAAAUGCUCAGGUUACUUUCUCCGCACCAACCAUACAGAUAAUUGUAAUUUUAAUUCUAGUGUAUUCCAAUUCUAAUUACAACUAAUGGUUACAAUUAAAAUACGAUUUAUAAAUUCUGACUGAAAUAUUAAAACUGUAAUUUCGUGCCUCUUAUUUUAAGGUGACUUUUUAAUUUAUUUUUAUUUACUUAGAAUAUUUAAUUGGAAUUACUUGAAAGAGUGAUAUCUAAAAAAAAUUUGCUAUGUGUUGAUAAAACUAACGGCACAAUGAGAUGAGUCAUUAAACCCAAGUUCAUAAUUAAUUUGAAACAAAAAUUUAAUUUUAUUGAUUUAUACUAAGUGUUGAGAGAUCUUUAAAACUAAAUUAAACAGUUCGAGGUUAUUGUCAAUUAGGUAGUAAACGUUUAAAUAUUUUGGCACGCGAAUUUUUUCAAUAAUAUUUUCUUUAGAUUAUUCAAUAAGUACUUAGUCUACCAGUUUUAAUACUUUUGUGUGUAGAGUCGUACCAAGCUAAUUCUGCAUGGUAUUUGCAACGAUAAAGUAUGGAAAUGUCAUAAUAAUUAUGUAUGUACCUAUAUGAAAGUAUGUCGUUUCUAAUGACAUUAAUGAAAUAAUGACACUUCCUCACUUUGUUUUGUUCAAAUCGGUGCAAAGUUAGCUUAGACGGAUUCUAGUUACGAAAUUUAGAUACUUACGAGUAUGAACUGACUUAAAGAGGGUCAGAAUUGGUACCGACCGCAAUUUGACUACAUAAUUUGCUUUAGUGUAAGUGAAAAGUUGAUAUCGUAAUCUUAAUGUUUAAACUAACGAUGCCCCGAAUAGUCAUUUUGGCCGAAUACCGAAUAUUCUUCCCCUCUCCCGGCCGAAGCGUUGAUUAUUCGGCAUGUAAUGCGAACUUUUUCAGUCACGAUUAUUAUGAAAACUGUUCGCCAACAAAGCACAACGUGUGCUAAUAUUAUAUUUUUAGUUGAUCAGAAUUUUAAUGAAAGAGGUAAUCAAAUCAGAUCCAUAAUGAAAAUAAAAUAUAUUGCGACAUUUGUAAUUAAUAAAUGCUCAAAAAAGGGUCUUCGCACAGUACCGGUUAAAAGUUUAACUUCACCGACUAUACCAUUUUAGGGAAUGAGUUGUUUAGGAAUGUACGUAAACUGUGUCUGACUAAUCAGACACAUAUCUGGAAACAAUAACGGAUCGGAUGGAAACCGACAUCCGAAGUACAAAAAAAAAUGGCACAAAAGUACUCAUUUGUAUUACCGAAAACAGAGGGUGAACUUGAACUUUUGACCGGUACAGUACAGUAACUGUAUUUAGCAACUUUCCAGGAUUACAUUCUAAAUACCUCUUAAAUAUACCAAGUUAUUGGUUACUUUUAUUCUGUCAUUUUCCUUAAUUUAGGUGGUAAAACAGGUAUUCGGUAUUCGGCCGAACACCAAAUUGUUGCCGAAUAUUCGUGGCAUUUCUAGUUUAAACGAAUGUAGUCUAUUGACUCAAUUGUACAUUAAUAAAAAAAUCAAUAACUCCUUUCAUACCGAAUAAUACAAGUUGUGUGUAAUAAUGAUAAUAACAUCUUAUUGUCAAUUUGAAUUAGGUACAUAAGUUACAUGAGUCUCGACUUCAUUAUUGGCACAGUCGUGUUGGGCGGCCUGAAAGGGGUCAGUUAAGGCAGAAGAAGGUGGGGGUUACAUAACUUGCACGGCGACUAGCCUUUACUGGCACAUCUCAAAUGGUGGACUCUGAAAUUAUCAGUCUCAUUGCGGAAUCAAUCUGAAAUCAGUCUCAAUUCUCAAUGAGCUUGCGGUCGCUGCGAUGCACAAGCAAUAGUGAUCAAAGUCUCGAGUUGUUUGAAUCAUCGUGUUGUGACCAAUUACAUUGGCAGGCAGUUUAUAAGUUAAAAUUUUAAAACAACAAACAAUCAAAUUGGGUUUACUCGAUGCCUGGCAUCUUAAUAAAAUAUUUGUUUAGUACACUUAUGGUUUAUAUCCACAUUAGGUACAUAUAAUUUUGGUUUAUAAUUGUUUUCUAAUUUUGGUUUAUAAUUGUUGUAUAAAAUUGGUUAACAGAAUUUUUAGAAUAGUGAUCUUUGACAUGUGUGGUGCGGUUUAAUAUAAUCAGUAGAUUGUCAUGCUCAUCCAAAGCUCGCCUAGCAUGAGUUGCGUUGUCGCGCGCGACUCCAUACUUGAUGUCGCGGUUGACAAAGGUACCUACUUAUAGCUUAUUUUGAGGAGUUUAAUAUGCCUAAAAUAUAGGCUGUGAGGCUAUAUUGAUAUGUAUCAGUGAACCGCCCGAGUGGAUCUGAGGUAAACCGCCGGUUUACAAGCUACAUGCGUAUUUAGUGUCGUUUUACCGUGUUGUGUAUAAAUUAUGGUCUAUAAUAAUUUUCAAACUCGAAGGGUAGGAUGACACCUGUCAUUUCUAUACAAAUUUGUGACCCUUCGAGUUUGAAAAAAAUAUAGUAAUAAUUAAGCCGUUUUUUUUCUCAUCCUGGAGACGUCAGGUUUUAAGUUGAGAUCUGUAAGCUGUUGAAUUUGAAGGUAUAUAGAUUUAUAUAGUUAAUCACGUAACGUGUUAAUUUUGCGAUCACUAUAUUUUGCGGUAAUUUCAUUAAUAAGUAUGUACUCGACAAGUCAAGUUGUAAGGCUUGGUAAUGUAAUGUCAGUUGUUUAUGUACAUUUUAAUGUACAUCAUUGACGUAGUAAGCCGGGUAGAUUUUGUAAGGACACUUAUAAAGCAAUCCUUGCGCUGGCGAGGCUCUCGUAUUAGUGAAGUGUAGGUGUGUAAAAUGAUGAAUAGCGGAUCGUUUGCGCCCGCGGCCGCUUUGUACAUAGACUCGCUCAAGCUGCGGGCGCGCUGCCAACCUGUAUAUAUUACUAUUAAUGAACAGUGAUAUUUUAGCGGCCUUCGAUAUUAUAUGUAAAGCUAGCCCUAAUGUUCUCAUUAAUGUAGACUCGUGCCACCGCAUAAAAUAUUUCACGGUGAUCCUAUACCUGUCAAUGAAAUUUCCAAAACGAGACAUAGCACAAUUACACUAAUUUACAUCUACUUAUCCGAAGCCAUUAACUCUCGCUGAACAUACAUUGGGGUAAAAUAGAUCUUAAAAGGUCCUGUAUCAUUGGCUCUCAUUUAAUCCGUACUGAACACGACACUGUAUUGAUUUCCGACAUAUAUACAUAUAUCCGUACGGCCCGUGCGCCGUUACGCUCGAGUAACUACAAUAAUCCCCUCUUGGGCUCCCCUACCAUUAUAUAGAGUGAAACUCACCGGUUCCGAUAUAUUUGGCCACUUUGGCCGUCACUGUCUAUUUGAUGCUGACUAUGCCAAUUUUGAAUUUUUCAUACAUGUGCGGUAUUCGAUGCAGAAUAAUUGGCACGUGCAAUGUAACUUCGUUAAUUCGAAAUCUGGGGUUGCAUGGGUCAUGAAGGCCACCUGAACUAACUAUCCCACAACUAGUGUGUCGGGCAGGAUUACGAUCUACCCAUCCCGAUAAAGCGACUGUUAUACGACUUCUACGUAAAAAUAUUUUAUUUAUAAUUAUCACAAGUGUAAGUGUGCUGGGAUCACUGUGAUUAAUAAAUAUGAAUAAUUUUCGAUGCUAAUUAAAACUAUGAACCGAGCUGCGAAGUAACCGAAGAUUGCCAAAUAACUUGAUAUAUCAAAUAGCAGAGUGUAAUUGCAAUAAUUAUGUCGUUUCAACACAAGUACUUUUGUUAGCUUUGUACAUAGCGUUAAAUCAAACGGCUGGGCGCCAGGUGACGUGUUCCACUAGAAUCACAGACGACGCCGGGGAAAACGGAAUAUAUUAGGGUUAUUUAUUCCAAACACCAAGUUUGUUACCAGUGGUCACAGGAGAGGUGGAGAAAAGUAUCUGUUACUUCUGGCAAAUGUUGAUGUGGUGGUAACAGCUAAUCCGAAAAUUACAUGCCGAGUGAUACAAUAGUACGCUGUUUAUACAUGUAUACCCUUAUCGUGUAACUUCAUUCGCCAUCUCCGUGUAGGUAGUCAGCGUUAUAUAAUAGGUAGCAUCCAAAGUAUUCAAAUAAUACUGUACGCCAUACAAAUUAUAUGGUGUACCGAAAUUUUGUCGCACUACAACUAAGACCGCCGCAAUACAACACUCGUCCUCGCCCCGCCGUUUCCUCGGUGCGGCACAAAUGUCAAUGUAAUAAAUCUUAACUAAGAGCAUAUCAAUAUAAUGUUUAAUGUUAGACGUAAGGUAUAUAUUUGCACGAGGGAUCAUGUGGUGUAAAAGAUGAGGACUUGUCGAGCUUUUUGCAAUUAAUGUGUAGACUUACCGUGGUUUACGAAUUUGGAUUUUUAAGGUAUUGUGUAUUUUUGUACAUACUUAUACUGGGUUUCAAAUCACAAUAGUCCUGUUGUAUUGCUAUUUUGUUACCUCCAUGUUGACUUCGUGGUGUGUUGACUUAUUACAGAUGUUGUGCAUAAUUGUUUUCCAUCGUAUUUUCUCGGAAACGUUCGUAUUUGUCAUGCUAGUUCAGUCAACCUUAAUACUUUUUGUACCGAGACUGACUGAAAUCGCAAAACACGUUCGUACGUUUCCGUGAAAAUAUGAAGGAAAAUAAUAAUGCCAACUGUCAUAACAAGAUGACCGUUUUUAAUUGUUUUAAUAUUAUUUGGAACGUAUAGUAAUUCUUCCACAAAAGUUAACGCUUGUAGGGCUCUUAAAAUCACGAUUAUACCUCUACAAAGACCUCUGACGUUUUCUGAUGCAUUUUCAGUUUAUAGUUUACUUAAUCGCUUAACCACAAUUUUUGUAAUCAUGUGAUAAACAAAAAUGUUCAUAAUGUAAAAUAAAAAGGUCGUUCAUGUAGCAAAAAAAUUAGCAAAAUCAAUAAUAAGCAAUUAAGUACAUACUUAUAUUUUGUAUUAAAACCAUAUUGACAAUACAAAGACAAAGGGCGUAUCGGACUUAUUAUAGCGCCCAUAGCCCAGAUGUGACUUAAUCUUCGUUUAAAUAAACUGAAAUCAUGAAGAAAUCAGGUACAUACAUACUCAGUGACUAUGCACUAGAGCCCAUUUAAGCUAACUCUACUCCGACAUUAACAGAACAAAGUGUAGGAGUGUCUGGGAAUUUCUAAUGAAAAAUGUCAUAUUUUUGCUAUGAAAUUUGAUGUUUAUGAUGGUAAAUCCACAUUUAAUCUUAGAAAAUGGCAUGCAGAGUUAGCUUGGUUAAACUUUAUUCAUUAUAAAGGGGUGUAUACUGAGUUUGAAAAGAGAUACACCACACCACUCUUAGUCUGCCCUAGCAACUGUUUUUGUUCGACAAGGGUGCACUGAGAUGGGUUGAUAUUAGUUUAGUAUCAUAUUUACAAAAUAUUAGUAAUCGGGAACUUUUAUUGCCGGCUUGUCGAUUCUCAGCGAAACCUAACGCCUUUAGUGACGAUAUGCACCUCCCGGCAGGAAUACCUACAUAUGUCAAUACAGACUUAGUUAUGACGGUUUCUAAAUUCUUUACAGUCGCUUAGAAUAAUUUGAUUGGAGCGCCACCUUUUUAGUCAAAUAAUGUAUAGUAUCUAAAUCCAACCCGUUAGCGUCAUUUAAAUACACACACAUAAUAACAUACAACAAGACGUGCUGUGUUGGUACGAACUCGAGUCUUGUGAGUGUAAACGUGAAGAACUCGACUUGUUUUUAGGCGACUUUUAAGCUUUAAGCGCUGAUAAAGACUUUUAAGUCCCGAGUCAAGUCCUUCAUUGAGCCUUUUAAUCUCAACUUAAAAGCUCGAGUCUUUCGGAUAAAGAUCAAAUCAAAGUACAAUUAUUUAAGAUAAAAAAAAAGAUAACCAGAGAUUCAUACAUGUUAAGUUAUAUAACAAUUUAAAAUAUCACAAUAAUAAAUAAUUAUUCACUCAAAAUAAAAUCAUUAACAUAAAAAUAAAGAGACACAUUUAAACAAAUAAAACAUGAAAAUCCCAGUCAGUAUAUAUUUUUAAACUAUAUUUCAUAAUCAUAAGACACACACCCCUUCGGAAUAUCUACUCACUGGUUUUUUAUACGACAGUAGCACUACAUCCUUUCAGCAAUGACUUAGAAUACUAUUGUGAGUAAUCCUCUAUCGCUUACUAACAUACUCGAGGCGCUGGCUGCAACGGCGGGGCAGUCUCAUCUCAUCAGCAUUCUAAUAGCAUUGUUGUAGAGGACACGCAGGGCGUCGUAUACUCGUCGCGUGUAUCUAAAUAGCCUACAGGCUUUUAUAUAAACACUUCCGUCAAAAAAAUAUGGGUUAUAUCUAAAUGAACACUAAUGUACGAUUCCCACCGACAGGCAGGGCUAUAAUCGCGAAAAUCGAAGUUCGCAAACUGCGGGGAUUUUUCUCUGUCACUCUAAUUGCGCCUUCAUUGGAGUAAAAGAGGAAGAUCCCCGCAAUUUGCGAAUUUCUGUUUUCGCGGUAGCCGCUCAGGAGUCGGACCGCGGCCAGCGCAUUUUGAAUGUGCCUAUAUUAUGCCUAUACAUUACGUAUGGCAGAAGCGAUAGUGUACAUCCGGAACUCCGGAACCGGUCACGUAGGUACGUCGGCAACCGACCGGCUCGCGGCCGUACAAAUUUAUUCCGCCCGUUCGGUGGGAAUCGUACUGAAGCAAAUGGGCGUUAUUGAAUGAAGCGUUUCACAAUUCUUUAUACAUAAUUUAAAAGUUAUCUUUAAAGUGCUACCCUGCGUCAGAGAUUAGCGGUAGAAUUGCGAUUAUUAGGUACUAUACUAAUAUUUCGGUGUAAUUUGAUGAUGCCUGGGGUCCGUUUACAUCCGAUUACGAAUUAUAAAUAUAUUGGAAUUCCAAAAUCUUCGUAACAAUUGUUGACCUACAUUCAUAGUAGUCGAUGGAUAAGAUGUAGGCUGAUGGUUUUGUAUUAGGUACUAAUUUAUUUACAUCUAUGUAUUAUCCCCUGGAAAUCGAUACUGUUAUUAGAUCCUUCGUCAGUCACUGGGUUGUGUUUGCUUACUAUUAAAUUAUCGUGAAUUAAUUAUCCUUUCAAACAAAAUGUAUAUGAAUAUUACGUUGUAAUAAACUGAAUGCAGUAGAAGGAUGUAUAUGAGAGACGUUACAUUUUGAUAUAUCUUGUCAUAGUAUUUAUUAUUCUUUUUACUUUCUACCAAUAAUAACGUUAUAUUAAUACUAAAAAACAAUGUCGCAUUAUGAAUGUAAUCGCCCCAAUGUUUCAGUGGAUCGACACAUUGAAUGAGACAACGAUCAUAAUAUAAUGAAUCAUUUGGGAUCUACAGCCGCGACAAGCAUUUACACAUAACGCAGGCUUCAAAAUUAUUCCUACACUAGUUUUCUUAAAAUAGAGUCUGUGCGAAAAGAUCAGAGUCGUGCAAUGUAUGGGAAUCAAUACAAACUAACGGCGCGAUUCGGAAAAUGAAUUAGAGAUUUACUAGAUAUGAAAUAGUAAAGAUAUGUGACGCCCCACGGGUAAAGGUACUUUAUGGCGGUUGGUGAUUAUUAACGCCGCUCCAAUAUUAUGCGCUAUGCGACGUAAGCGCCAGCCACCAUAAGAUACCUUUUGCCGUGGAACGUCACAUAUCAUUACUAUUUCAUAUCUAGUGAAUCUCUUAUUCAUUUCCCGAAUCGCGCCGUAAGACUCUUCUCUUUCCGCACAGGCUCUAACGAUGUUAAACAUGUAGAGCUCUUCAUUUGUAUGAAACCUAGCACCGGCUGUCAUCUGUAGCCUUUUCGAAAUGUUUGUAGAGUUCUGAUUUAAUAUAUUGAUAAGAAAUUAAGGUGCAAUGUUAUAGAUACGUAAGUAGGUAUUUAUAUUAAGCAAGGGGAUAUACAAAUACGGCGAACCCACGAGGCCACGGAAAAGGCUCGACUAGAAAUGGCUCUGACAUCUGUGCUCAUUUGCACCAGUUGUUCUUGGUGUAAAGACUGUUUGAUUUGUAUUAUUUGUGUUGGAAGACUGAGGUUUUACUAUUCCAGUUUCGACAAACGUACGAGUUAUUUGUUGUUUGAGUUACAAUAUAAUUGAAUUUAAAUUUAAAGUCAUACCUAUAUAUAGUUAGGUUAUAUUUUUAAUAAAUAAUAAUAAUAUUGAAAUAUGUAAUUAAAGAA
Molecule: messenger RNA, 11028 nt
Organism: Cydia fagiglandana
Lineage: Eukaryota; Metazoa; Arthropoda; Insecta; Lepidoptera; Tortricidae
Gene: E2f1
Product: transcription factor E2F2
Exons: 10
Coding region: 436-1887 (483 amino acids)
Biological process (GO): regulation of transcription by RNA polymerase II
Cellular component (GO): RNA polymerase II transcription regulator complex
Molecular function (GO): protein dimerization activity; RNA polymerase II cis-regulatory region sequence-specific DNA binding; DNA-binding transcription factor activity, RNA polymerase II-specific
Source: RefSeq, a predicted model, not a curated record